AUGCUUGUGGCAAGGUUCUUCCUCAAGGAAAUUCGGGGUGGUGUGCGUCUGAGCCGAAAGGCAAAAGUCCUGAACUGGUACUACGAUGCGCUAGAAGAACCUGGCUCUCAUAACGUGGUGUUCAGUCGGCAUGCCGCAAAGCUAUUCGCCGAAUCGGAUGUCUUGAGUUUCCAUCAGGAGCAGGGGACUAAGAUGUUUAGUACACCGGAGCGACGGCUCUAUUUGCCUGCGUCGAGUCCGUACGAUUACGGUCGGGCUAUCUUCAUGGGUCCCAGUCAUUUAUGA
Messenger RNA from Aspergillus novofumigatus IBT 16806, 285 nucleotides. RefSeq lists its product as uncharacterized. Lineage: Eukaryota; Fungi; Ascomycota; Eurotiomycetes; Eurotiales; Aspergillaceae. The transcript is spliced from 2 exons. The coding region runs from base 1 to 285 and encodes 94 amino acids. The record is from RefSeq and is a predicted model, not a curated record.